Messenger RNA from Exophiala aquamarina CBS 119918, 2073 nucleotides. RefSeq lists its product as uncharacterized. The record is from RefSeq and is a predicted model, not a curated record. NCBI's taxonomy places the organism in Eukaryota, Fungi, Ascomycota, Eurotiomycetes, Chaetothyriales, Herpotrichiellaceae. The coding region runs from base 1 to 2073 and encodes 690 amino acids. The transcript has 9 exons. Gene Ontology annotation, molecular function: nucleic acid binding.
AUGUCUCCAUCCACUGCCGUUGCCAUGGCUUCCAGCCCACUUGCCUCUGAUGAGACUACUUCCACUGGCACCCCUUCCACCAACCUUACUGCUUUUACUCCCAAAGCCGCUCCAGGCACUGCUGGACGUGCUUCCACUGGCAAUAAGCGUCGUGGACCUCGCAAUACCAUCUUUGUGGACACUGCUCGUCUCGAUGAUGAUGUCUUCUUGUCUGCACCCACCCCUACUACUUCUACCAGACUGUCUCCCACUGCCGAGGUCUUCACUCCGCGUCUUCACAAUGUCUUCGACAUUCCAGCUGAGCUCGUCAACAUUGUUGGCCAAGCUGAGGUUCGCCAGCUCCUUGUGUCUGACGAGGAUCUUGUCGAUUCUGACGAAUUCUCCGACGAUGGUACCGGUGUUGCUAAGGCUGCUGUCCACACUCAUGCAGAGCUUGGUGGACCAGCCCUCACUCCUGAAAAUUGCCCUGCCCUUACCCCUGAGCAUCGUGGCCGACAUGAGUUUGAAGUCCGCCACAAGAUGAUUAUUCGUGGAACUGAAUCCAGCGCUCGUGAGAAGCACCACGGCAGAAGCUUCAUCUCCAAGGUUGAGCUAGCCGAAGGAUCUUUCACCACUGAUGAGCAUCUGUUCCGUUCCUUCCUCGUUGGUGGCAUUCCACUUGACUAUCCUACAGCUGCCAUUGCUGUGUCCUUCUCACCAUCGGUGUUUCCGUCAUUGAAGUACAUCAAUGCUGUUCAGGUCCUUCGCGAUGGAGCCUUUACUGUCUCUUUUGGCGACAUCCGUGAUGCCAAGAAAGCCUUCGACAGCGUUCCUUAUCUUGUUCCUGGUGCUCGUGCCAUCUACAUGAGCCCCAAGACUCUCGCUGCCGACCUCAACCAAGACCCAGCUGUCGUCUCUGACUUCCAUGGACAGGCAAUCAUUACUGUUCGCUAUACUUCUUGGGUCAUCCCUGCUCAACCUAUCAUCAAUGAGAUGAGACGUCUGCUUGGCCAGUGUGGUGAUGUCAAGGCCCUUCAUGCUCUUGAUCCGCUCGAUCCAUCAAGUCACACUCAAUUCCGCGAGUUCCGUGUCGAGUUCUACAAUACAGAUGCUGUUGCUGUUGCCAAGGAUCUUCUCACUGGUGACUAUGACAAAGUAAGUUCCUACCUCCUGGCUCCUUGUCAUUGCCUAACGUUGCAACAGUACAGCAUCACCGUCACCACCUACACUCCAGAUGUCUACAAUCUUGUAGCCCAUCUCAAUGGACGCAAUCCAAGAGAUCUUGUAUUCAGCUCCCAGACCCUCAGCAUUACUGGUCGUUCAACUGUUCCUGUUGAUCCAGACUAUGACCGAAUUGCUGCUGCGCUUCAACGUGGAGCACUUCGUACUGAUCGUCGUAUCAACCACAACACCAACCACAACGCUGUCGAUCUCAAUCGCAUCACUGCAGGCGUUGAUGUGCGUACCACAAUCAUGCUCCGCAACAUCCCCAAUCGUGUUGAUCAGCCCCUCUUGAAGGCCAUCAUUGAUGAGACCAGUGCCGGGUGCUAUGAUUUCAUGUACUUGCGAAUUGAUUUCGCUAACAAUUGCAAUGUUGGUUAUGCCUUCAUCAACUUCAUUGACUUCAUCAUUGCUCGUGCUGGUCAACGUUGGAACUGCUUCAACUCGGACAAGGUCGCUGAGAUCUCCUAUGCUACUAUCCAAGGCAAGGACUGUCUCGUCUCCAAGUUUCGCAACUCAUCCGUCAUGCUUGAACAUCCUGCUUUCCGUCCCAAGCUCUACUACCCAACUGGUCAUCCCAAUGCUGGCCAGGAGGAGAAGUUCCCUGAUCCAGAUAAUCCGUCCAAGAUGCGACGCUCUGUCGAGAAUGCUGAGCACGUUGGUCUGUACCCUUCGCGUCUUAUUCAGAGCUCCCUUGAUCCUCCAGCUGUCGUUCCAUCUCGCACUCCUGGUUGCAUGAAUUGCUCGGAAGAGAAGCGCACUCGUUUCCUUCCCCCUGCACGUGCACCAAAGCCUGUUCCAUCAACAGUCUUUGUUGAUACCUCUAGUCCUUUGGAUCCCUUUUCAGGCAAAAUCACUCGCCCUCUUCCGUGA